AUGACUGAUAAAAAGUAUGCAAUGGCUCUGAAAGAGACGAAAUUGAAUGAAGAGCCAUUGACAGGUGCAAAACAGGGUCCACCAGGGACUGGCAAGACUAGGCUUAUCGGCUUUUGCGUGCUUAAUUGUGUCCAGCAACAGCAGCGGUGGUUACUCACCGCAGAGACGCACUAUGCGGUUCAAGUAUGCGCCGAUCGAAUCUACGCAAAUCUUCAAGCUGUAGAUGGUAACUACAAUGGUAUAUGGCUGAUCGAGCGCGCUGAUCUCGACAGCGCUGCUUUUACUGUCUCUUCUUCCGACUUCCCAGACGACCAAGCGAAGAUUUCGGAGUUGACCCGAACGAAGAUCAUUCAGCGCCUCCGUGGCAUGCGGAGCCCAAACGGUUCUCUCUUACCUCUCACAUCUCAGAUCGCCUCCGACUUUUCCGAGACCAACAAAGAAUGCGAGCCGACGAGGCUGCAAUUCUUAGAGAUCUCAAUGUACCAUAAUUGGCCCUCGACCACUUUAGUUGUGAAGAGGAUGUCGUUCGAUAAGGUGUGGGAAGACACACAAGAGUAUUACAUCAGAACCCAAGCACUUGGUAUUAUUGUCACAGCGGCAACUGCAAUGACAAAGAUGCUCCGCGUCUUCAGACCACAACAAAUCAUAGUCAAUGAAGCGUCGCAGCUUACCGAGUUCGCGACUGUCGCUGUCGUUUCGAGGUUUUUUGAAAAUCUCAGGAAGGUUCUCAUCGUUGGGGAUCCGUGCCAAAAAAAGCCCUUUGUGCUCAACCAGAAUUCCGAGUUCGUGAAUACAACUGAAACAAGUCUCAUGGUCAGGCUCUCAAACUCUGGUGUUCCGAUUACUAGACUCCGCGAACAAUUUCGUAUGCAUCCCCACAUUGCUCAGCCCGUCUCUUCCCUAUCCUACGAGGCAACAUUAAUCAACUCACCGAGCGUGCUUUCGAGACCAAAAGACAGGAUUUGGCAAACCUUCCACGGUCAGACUCUACAAGAAUGUGCCAAGCGACACUCCAUCUUUGUCCACGUCAAGAAUUAUGUGCCGUAUCGGCUCAAGAAGACACAAUCAAUGUUAAAACCCUCGCGCCUGGCCAUCGUACGCGCGCUGAUAGAUCGGUAA
Letharia lupina is the source of this 1119-nucleotide messenger RNA. RefSeq lists its product as uncharacterized. Bases 1 to 1119 code for a protein of 372 amino acids. The transcript has 3 exons. Gene Ontology annotation, molecular function: 5'-3' DNA helicase activity. NCBI's taxonomy places the organism in Eukaryota, Fungi, Ascomycota, Lecanoromycetes, Lecanorales, Parmeliaceae. The record is from RefSeq and is a predicted model, not a curated record.